Molecule: messenger RNA, 714 nt
Organism: Podospora anserina S mat+
Lineage: Eukaryota; Fungi; Ascomycota; Sordariomycetes; Sordariales; Podosporaceae
Exons: 2
Coding region: 1-714 (237 amino acids)
Source: RefSeq, a predicted model, not a curated record
AUGUCCACCACCUCAACCCCCCCUCCCACCCUCCCAGACUACGUCCUAAACCCAGACGCAGUCCUCUCCGACCCCUCCACAACCUGGCGCCACGGCCAACCCCCCGACUACACCAAAACCCGGCAAUUCUACCUCCAAACAAAAAAAUCAACCCACCCAGCCACCUCCCUCCCCGCCCUAGUCGAAAACCUCGUCAAAAACUGGGAAAUCGAAGCCAGCUACAAACCCCUCCUCCCCGAAUGGCGCACCAUCGCCUCCCCGCAGUCCUACACCUUCCGCGUCAACGGCUCACCUCCACAAACCGCAGCCCAAAUGCUCUCGGUCGGGACCUACAACGCCCUCAUCGAGCCCAACGAGUUCUACUGCCCUGCUCACUCCUCUUUUGACGCCAGCCACAAGACAUUCAAGAGGGUGAUGCCGUCUUUUGCGUGGGAGGUGCUGGAGGUGUAUGCCGGUCCGCCGAGGGUGGUGUUUCGCUGGAGGCACUGGGGUGUCAUGAAGGGUGAUUAUGUGGGGACGAACGACAAGGGGGAGAAGGUUACCAUCAAGGCUCACGGGGGGGAUAUCGACAUUGAGGGUGUGGCGGUGGCGGAUGUGAAUGACAAGCUGCAGUUGGGGAGCGUCGAGGUGUUUUUUGAUCCGAUGGCCAUGUUUAGGCAGAUGGCGCGUGAUGGGGAGACGGGGGUGACCAAGGAGGCUGGAACGACAGAGUAG